AUGUCUGAUACCAAAGCUACACCUCCCAAGUUCAACCUGUAAGUUCUCUCCAGAUGGAACGGAAGACAUAAGCUAACCAAGGGUUGAUAAAGCGGAGAACAGUCUACAGUGACCAUCAAGGUCACCUCCAAGGCCAAGACGCAGACGUUCAUCGUACACAAAAGCUUCAUUUGUUACUACUCGCCUUUUUUUGCCGCCGCCUUUAACGGCUCCUUUAAGGAAGGCGAAACACAACAUCUCGAUCUUGAAGAUGUCCAUCCCAGCGCUUUCGCAGCAUUCAUCCAUUGGCUCUAUACACAACGGAUCCUUCACCAACGCGGAGAUCUGGGGCCUGGGGCUACAAUGGGUGAUGUUGUUGAGCUCUGGGCCUUAGGAGAUCGGUUCUUAGUCCCUCGACUGUCUAACGAAGUACUAAAGAUUCUUUCAUGCCAGGACUGGUUCCUAUAUCCUCAAAAUACUAGCGCUUAUUUGUGGCGUCGUAUCUAUGAGACGACCACGAAAGGAAGCAAACUUCGACGAUUCAUGAUCCGUAUAGGUUCCGAAGUAUUGUUCGACCGUGGCUAUGCUAAGGAUCAAGUAGCUCUUGAGAAAUAUCCCCACGAAAUGCCAGCCGAUGCGAUCGCGUGGAGAAGAGAUUACCACGUAACAGAAGGAAUCUAUUUUGGAGAACUAGAUUGGCCUGUAGAUGAUGAGACAUUGAGAAAAUACUAUCUUGAUGAGAAUGAGGUAUUUCUCCUACUCACACAAUCAUUCAAAACCCCCAUGUGCUGACUAGUGCUGUAAUUACACAAAACCUAGUUUCCGAGAGUAUAG
Hymenoscyphus albidus is the source of this 813-nucleotide messenger RNA. Lineage: Eukaryota; Fungi; Ascomycota; Leotiomycetes; Helotiales; Helotiaceae. The record is from the annotation of a GenBank genome assembly.